CCACAUUUAUAGAAUACAAAUUCUUCCUUCCAGCUGUCAGAGGUUUAACUGUCAUCGCGUGUCUCACGAGUCUUUCUUUUCGAUUGUUCCUUCCAUAUUGAACGAUCAGCCGCGUGUUGUACUCUAAUCAAAUAAGCAAAAAUGGCAUUGCGACCAGCAUACAAACCGAAGAUCGUAAAGAAGCGGACGAAGAAGUUCAUCCGUCAUCAGUCUGACCGAUAUGACAAACUUGCCCCAAACUGGCGCAAGCCGAAAGGUAUUGACAACCGAGUGCGUCGUCGCUUCAAGGGUCAGUACCUGAUGCCCAACAUUGGUUACGGUUCGAACAAGCGUACUCGUCAUAUGCUCCCGAAUGGUUUCAAGAAAUUCCUGGUCCACAACGUGCGCGAGCUGGAGGUGCUGCUGAUGCAGAACCGUGUCUACUGCGCCGAGAUUGCCCACGGAGUGUCCUCCAAGAAGCGCAAAGUGAUUGUUGAGCGCGCGAAGCAGUUGGCCAUUGCCGUGACGAACCCGAACGGCAGACUGCGCUCGCAGGAGAACGAGUAAGCUAUUUACUUUCGAUUCGCGUGGGAGGGUCACUGCUAUCUGUACACACAUACGCUUGGGUUUUUGUAUGUAAUAAUUGCUAAUAAGUGGAAUAUAAAAAAGCGUUCAAACAUA
This is a messenger RNA of Toxorhynchites rutilus septentrionalis, 660 nucleotides long. RefSeq names its product 60S ribosomal protein L32 (gene RpL32). The record is from RefSeq and is a predicted model, not a curated record. The transcript has 3 exons. Gene Ontology annotation, biological process: translation. Gene Ontology annotation, cellular component: cytosolic large ribosomal subunit; ribosome. Bases 142 to 546 code for a protein of 134 amino acids. Lineage: Eukaryota; Metazoa; Arthropoda; Insecta; Diptera; Culicidae. Gene Ontology annotation, molecular function: structural constituent of ribosome.